AUGGUUCCCAACAUUGCCACAAAGACGUCCCUGUGGGCCCUGCCGCAGGUCCUUCUGUCGCUUGGCCGCUCUCGACGAUGGGUCGAGGCGCUCGUGGAGCUGGAGCGCGCUCUGUCGGCACCCUCCUUCCAGAAGGCAAAGCGACCAUGGGCCGUGCACACAGCCUGUGUCAACGCAGCACUGACUGCCUGCCGCCUUGGCAGAGCAUGGCAGGUGGCUUUAGAAGCCUUGCAGAGACUGAUUCGUGGUCGAGGGUCGACACCGAAACCUGACCACAUCACCUUCGCCAGCUGCAUCCUCGCACUGUCUGGGACGAGUCGCUGGGACAUCGCCUUUGCGCUGAUGGAGGUCAUGCGAUCACACCGGGUCCACAUGACGACUGGAGUCUUCAAUGCUGGCCUCAUUUGUUUGCAACGCUCGCGGCAGUGGCAGGCUGCUCUAGAACUGCUUCGAGGCAUGGAUGACGAAGCCAUCCGGCCAGACCUAGUGAGCCUGAACUCCGUCAUGGCCUCCUGCAGCAAUGCGACCAUGAGCCACUGGCCGCUGACUCUGGUCCUACUCCAUGAGGCUCGAGGGAGGCAGGGCAUCGGACCGCUGUCCACGGUGAGCUACAACACCACGAUGGCAGCUUGCGGGAGAGCAUCCUUAUGGCACACAAGCUUGUGCCUUCUGGAGGAGCUCCGCGGUCGGGUUGACACAAGGUCUGGACAAGGACGUGCGCGGGUGCAGCUGCAAGGAGCUCCCGUGCUUCUGUUGGACGAGGAAAGUUCACCCCACCCUGACAGAGGCUGUCCGGAGGCCAUGCAAUCCCUGCUGCCGGGUUGCAACGCCACGCUGACCGGCUGUGACAGAGCGUCGCACUGGCUCAAGGCUUUGAAUCUUUUAGCAGCCAUGCAUCGGGGCAAGGACUGGCCGCGCCCAGACGUUGUCAGCUACAACGCUUGCAUCAACGCUUGUGAGAAGGUUACAAGUUGGACGUGGGCUCUUCAUCUUCUCGCAUCAAUGCAGGACUCUGGGCAAUUUCCAGAUGCGAUUAGCCUGAAUAGCACUGCAUUGGCUCUGACAAGGGCGACCCACUGGCAGACAGGGCUGGGGCUGCUUUGCCUUUCCAGGAAGCGCUCCCUUGAGCUGAACGCCGUCAGCAGCCUCAUCAUUGCCUCUGUCUGUGGUCAGGGAGGCUUUUGGCAGGGGGCGCUGUCGGAGUUCCGCGAGCGGUGGGAGGAUCUGCGAGACGAUCCUGUGACGCAGCGGAACCUGUACAAUGCCACAAUGAGUGCUUGUGAGCAAUCACGCCGCUGGAGGGAGGUCCUUGACCUUCUGUUUCAGCGCUCGAACUCGCUGGCGCGGGACCAGGUUGCCAUCAACACCGCAGCGAGCGCUUGCGCCUUGCACUGGGAAGUGGCCCUGGAGGUGCUCCAAGCACACAGGACUGCACCAGCUUCAGAUCCUGAAGGUGCUGCAGGCUUCGGUGCCGUGGUUCUUGGCUGUUCUGCAGCGGCAGCCUGGGUCUGGGCAGUUCGCUUGUUCCACCGUGCCAGUCGGCAACAAGGAUGGUGGACAAAGCCCGCUGCCGCACAUGUCGGUGGCUUGGCUGUGGCCAUGCUAGGGGCCGUGCAGGCCUGCGAGACCUCUCUUCAGGGGCCAACGCUGCGCCGAUUGCUGCAGCACCUGUCCAAUCCUCACGCGUUAAGCGGUGCCCAGCUGCUGCUUUGGGAGUUGGUGAUCCCUUCGCAAGGUCUCAAAGAUGAAGGGCUUCGAGCAGAGCUGGCAGACAUGCUCCACAGGCAUAAUUUGAGUGAUGGACAUGCACCUGUGUGCCGAAGGCUCCAAUCCGCAUCAGCAUCUGCUCUGCGCAGACUUCGGGCCUCCGACGUGCACCAGUCCGUGGGCUUCUGCACAGAUGGCCUUGAGCGGCAGUUCCUGCCGGGAUCUCUCUCGAGAGGCGUGCUACAAGGACUCACGCUGACCUCCAGGCAUCGCAGCGCGGAUCCUGACCAGCCUGACCAUGCCACAGUGCGAUGA
Molecule: messenger RNA, 2022 nt
Organism: Symbiodinium natans
Lineage: Eukaryota; Dinophyceae; Suessiales; Symbiodiniaceae
Source: the annotation of a GenBank genome assembly